AUGAAUCCUCAUCAGGCUAAGAAGGUUGACGUGAAGUCCCUCUCCCCCGAGGAGCAGCGACUUUUUCGGCUCUAUGGCAAACUCCCCAACCGCAGCGAUCACUUCGCCAAGCAUCUCAAGGAGCGCAAGUACUUCGACAGCGGCGACUAUGCCAUGAGCAAGGCCGGAAAGGGCGACAGCGUCGACACGGGUGCCGUCGGCAGCCAGCACCCGGUCCCCGAGAACAUCCCCCAUCUCUCGAGCCCCGUUAGCGGACCUAACGGCAUCGGCAGCCCUUUACACCCUCAUCACCACCACCAACACCACCCGGGCCUGCAAGCCGGUAGCCCCGUCAAGGAGAGCAGCUUUCUGAACCGCGAGACGAACGCCGAGGACAUUGAGGCGGCCAACAACCCUUCUGGCGAGCAGCAGAAGGAGCAGCAGCAGGAACAACAAUCUCCUGCUGCACCCGAAGAAACGGCCCAAGUGGCUGCUGGCGAGCAACAGGAACUCCCAGUCCGCCGGUGA
Messenger RNA from Chaetomium globosum CBS 148.51, 507 nucleotides. RefSeq lists its product as uncharacterized. Bases 1 to 507 code for a protein of 168 amino acids. NCBI's taxonomy places the organism in Eukaryota, Fungi, Ascomycota, Sordariomycetes, Sordariales, Chaetomiaceae. The record is from RefSeq and is a predicted model, not a curated record. The transcript is spliced from 2 exons. Gene Ontology annotation, molecular function: protein phosphatase inhibitor activity. Gene Ontology annotation, cellular component: cytoplasm.